AUGGGCAACAGCAACCCGUCGGCGAAUCGCUACCGUCCCCCCCACACCGAAGACAAGGACAGUAAUGGGCAAUCGAGGAUGCUGAGCGCGGUCAGUAGUGAUCCGCUGCUCGCAUUUCAUAAGGAUCUGGUCGAGAUCGAGUCCAUCUCGGGCAAUGAGCACGAUGUCGGCGUAUUCCUUGCGAAGUAUCUUGAAUCGAAGGACUUCACAGUCGUGAGGCAAGAAGUAUCGCCAGUGAAGAAGGAUAUUGAAGGGACCGCGACUCCUAAACCUCGCUUCAAUAUUUACGCCUACCCUUCUUCCCUGUCGGAGCAGCCCUCCAUCCUUGUCUCAAGCCACAUCGAUACCGUCCCGCCCUUCAUCCCAUACUCAGUCCACUACGAUGCAAAGACCCGAGAUGUUCAGUCUGACCUGGACAACCUUAUUGUGGCUGGCCGCGGCACCGUCGAUGCCAAGGGGAGUGUUGCCGCCCAAGUCUUUGCUGUGCUGGACUCACUCGAGAAGAACCCUGAUGCGAAGCUUGGUCUGCUUUUCGUGGUCGGCGAGGAGAUUGGUGGAGACGGCAUGCAAACCUUCUCCGAGUCGAAGCUGAACUCUGACAGUACCUACCACACCGUGAUCUUUGGCGAACCGACUGAGGCGAACCUUGUUUCUGGCCACAAGGGCAUGUUGGGUUUUGAGGUCCUCUCCCACGGCAAGGCUGCUCACUCCGGAUACCCGUGGCUUGGAAAAAGCGCCGUGUCUGGUAUCCUGCCAGCGCUAAUGCGUGUUGACAAGCUCGGUGAAAUCCCCGCUAGCGAGGGUGGUUUGCCAUCUUCGCCUAAGUACGGACGAACCACUCUGAACAUCGGUAAGAUUGAUGCUGGUGUAGCGACUAAUGUCGUCCCCGCUUCUGCUCGGGCUGAUGUCGCGGUGCGCCUUGCUGCUGGAACUCCAGAGGAGGCCCGCGAGAUUAUUCAUAAGGCUGUUGAGGAUGCCACUCGGGACGUGGAUGCUGAUGUGGUAGUUGAUUUUAAUUCCCACAAUGAGUCUUACGGGCCUCAGGACUUGGACACGGAUGUUGACGGGUUCUCUGUCAUUCCUGUUAACUAUGGAACUGAUGUACCUAACUUGAAGGUCCGUUCUGGCGUCAAGCGCUAUCUCUAUGGACCGGGCAGCAUCUUCGUUGCCCACGGUGAUAACGAGGCUCUUUCUGUGCGCGAUCUCCGAGACGCUGUCGACGGUUUCAAGAAGCUGAUUGACGCUGCUCUGGAGAGGGAUUGA
Penicillium maclennaniae is the source of this 1263-nucleotide messenger RNA. Its product is annotated as M20 family metallopeptidase. The record is from RefSeq and is a predicted model, not a curated record. NCBI's taxonomy places the organism in Eukaryota, Fungi, Ascomycota, Eurotiomycetes, Eurotiales, Aspergillaceae. The transcript has a single exon. Gene Ontology annotation, molecular function: hydrolase activity. The coding region runs from base 1 to 1263 and encodes 420 amino acids.